This is a messenger RNA of Arctia plantaginis, 1983 nucleotides long. The record is from the annotation of a GenBank genome assembly. NCBI's taxonomy places the organism in Eukaryota, Metazoa, Arthropoda, Insecta, Lepidoptera, Erebidae.
AUGAAACUUAUAAAGUUAUAUCAUCAAUUUAACUAUAAGUCUAGGUUAGCAUCUUCCUGUCGAUUUUCAACGGUAUCCAACAAAAAGUGGCAAAGUGUAGUCGGAUUAGAAGUGCACGCACAGUUAAAUACAGAAACAAAACUCUUUUCUGGAGCUCAAAAUGUUUUCGGUGGUGUAGUGAAUAAUUGUGUGUCGCUAUUUGAUGCAGCUAUACCAGGAACAUUACCUGUACUUAACAGAAAAUGUGUAGAAUUAGGUAUAAUGACUGCAUUAGCACUAUCGUGUAAAGUGAAUGAAGUGUCGACUUUCGAUAGGAAACAUUAUUUUUACGCCGAUUUGCCGGCUGGUUACCAAAUAACACAGCAAAAAGCCCCAUUAGCCAGUGAUGGAAGUAUAGAUUUUCAGGUGUUUACGCCAGGUGUACACAAAAAGCCUUACAGAAAAAGAUCGAAGAUAAAGCAGAUACAGUUAGAGCAGGACAGUGGCAAGUCUCUACAUGAUGCCGAACUUAAGCGCAGUUUGGUGGACCUUAACAGAGCAGGAGCACCACUUAUGGAACUUGUUUUUGAACCAGACUUAGAGGACGGCGAGGAAGCAGCAGCAUUGGUUAAAGAGCUUGUGCUGAUUGUGCAAAGGCUCGGUGCCUGUACAGGACGUAUGGAGGAAGGUGCUCUAAGAGUUGAUGCUAAUGUAUCGCUCAGACGUCCUGGAGAUCCAUUGUCAACCAGAACUGAGAUAAAGAACAUCGGGUCGGUUCGUGGCGUGGCAGGUGCGAUUCGGCAUGAAAUAGAACGACAACGAGCAAUACUAAAUAACGGAGGGCGCAUUAUAAAUGAGACGCGAGCCUGGGAUGCGACCGCGAGAGUCACUAUACCAAUGAGGGACAAAGAGGUCGUGCAGGAUUAUCGGUACAUGCCCGAACCAAAUCUUCCACCACUACGCGUAAAUCUGACGACAAAAGACGACCACAACGACAUCUUAAGUGUACUUUUGAUACAAGACAAACUGCCAGUAUUGCCAGAAGAGUCUAGAAAACAACUUAUACAAGAAUUUCAACUGCGACCUGAAACCGCAAUACAAUUGGUCAACGAACCAGUCCUUUUAGAAUACUUUCAAAAGUUAACCACAGAUAAUAAAAGAUCAGCGAACAAAGUGGCCAACCUGCUCAUAAAUGAUUUAUUAACUGUACUUAACAAAAGGAAACUAGUUGUAGAUGACUGCCCUAUCACUGUUAAGCAACUUAAAGAAUUGACUGACAUGCAUCUCAGUAAAGACAUUACUUUAGAUGUUUGUAGAAAAGUUUUAGAUGAAUUAAUCGCCUUAUCUGAUAGCGAUAUUUCACCUUUGAAAGUUGUACAAGAAAAAGGUUGGAUACUUACAGGUAACGAGGAUGACAUAAAAAAACUGUGCGUCGAGGUCUUAGAGAAUAAUCCGAAAUUGGUGAAACAAUAUAAAGAAGGACAACCGGAUAUCACGACAACAGUUAGCAAAGGGGUGAACAGUUUGGGCUUUAAAGUAGUUUACGGCGACGAAGACUUAUCUAUUCUCAACGAAGUUGUUCAACAAGAAGAAAAGAAAAACAGCAAGAAAGUUAAUUUAAACGAAGCAAUAAACCCUCUGCCACCGCAAGACGUCAAAUGUCUUAUGUCCGUUGAUCGAUAUUGUUCUAAAGAGAUGGGUGAAUUGAAAAGUGUUCUGAUACAAGCAGUUAAAGAGGACUGUGAAAAAUGUUCAGUAGAAGAUAAAGAACGAGCGGGUAGGCUGAUAGCUUCACUAAUGGCCCACGAUCCUGUUGCCUGGAAGCUAUUCCUCACCAGAUCUGCUCUUCAAAGAAAGAAAAGAGAAGCACGUCCUCCAAUUCAAGAGCUUAAGUUCAAAAUUAUAGGAAAAGGAGAAGAAGUAAUACGUUCUUCUAAGAAUAUUUAUACAAUGCCAGGCAUUAAAGUUAGAGUCAGGAGGUACGCAACUGAAUUGAUACCUUAA